CUGCUUUCCGUAGAAGUCCCCUCAGCUGCUGUUUUGUUGACAUUUUUCUGCCUCUGCUGACUGGCCGUAUGUUAGCUGCUUACAAACACUUUAGCACAAACGUACCGACAGCAUGCCGGUAUCACAGUCUGGACACUGACAUUCCAGAAGUCAUCUCAUACAGUCUGUAUUUUGUUAGAGGGCUAACAGCUCAGGAUGGGCAGCUUUCUACGAGAGCUAAGCUAACGCUACAGCGAACAUUAUUCAACUUAGCCACAUUAUUGCACCGCGGAAAACUCAAUUAUCCGAUGUUAAGCUAAUCAUGGAGGGCAUUUUGUACAAAUGGACGAAUUACAUGACAGGCUGGCAGCCCCGCUGGUUUGUCUUAGAAAACGGAGUCAUCUCGUACUAUGACAGCGAGGAUGACGUGGGUAAAGGAAGCAAAGGAUCCAUCAAGAUGUCUGUGUGUGACAUUAAAGUGCAUCCGACAGACACAACACGGCUGGAGUUGAUAAUCCCUGGCGAGCAGCAUUUCUAUGUGCGAGCUGUGAAUGCAGCAGAGAGACAGAGGUGGCUGGUGGCCUUAGGCUCGUCUAAAGCUGGAACUCUGGACAGUCACAAAAACAGAGGUCCAGACUGUCUGAGGACAAAGAUGUCUGAACUCCGCCUUUACUGUGACCUCCUGGUCCAGCAAGUCCAAACAAUCCAAUCACAACACACUGCUGACACAGAGACCACGCCCACAUCUGAGGCCUCUCUCCUCAGUGCCACCUGUGCAACUUUCAUCCGGACUCUGGAGGAAUGUAUGACCCUGGCAAACCAGAGUUUGACUCCUGACCUUCGACCUCCCGAAAGGAUGAAGAGGUCCAUCAGUCACCCUGGAACAUACAGCUUUGACAGGUCAGGUGUGCUUAAGGAGUACAUCAGUGGAGGUCAUAGGUCAGGCCAGCGCAGGAACAGGACCUGCUCAGACAGCUCUGUUUAUGAUACAGAACGCGUACUGUCUGGUCUGAAUGGUGACUCCUUAUCCAUUCCUGAGGAGAGAGGCGGCGCUGUGAGCCCCAAGACCACGCCCACUGACACAGAUACAGACCUGUCCGUGUGAAGCGCCUGACGUCCGUCCAGACAGCGAUGAGCAGCCGUAAAAAAGGUCAACAGCAGGAUGAGAUCGACGUCUGCGCCGGCUUCAGCUGCGACGUUUUUGUGAUUAUCCCAUAAAACUGAGGACACGCUGAAUGACAGCUGACCCCCUCUAAGAAUGUCCUCCUUCGGUUUUUCCUUUUCUCUGAAAUCAGCUGACUGCCAAACAAAUGCACUUAGAAAACACUGACUGAUUUUAGCGUUAAGGCUUUCUGUAAGUGUUUGUUUCAGUUGCACAGACCCGAGACAGUGUGACUACAAAGUGUUUGAGGCUUUACAUUGGACAUUGGAACGCUUCACAUCAGGUUCACGUCUCCGCUUUAGGGUCUUAGAGAUGAUGUGACAACGGUAGCCUUGAGGUACAGGAGAAAGAGAAGGAAAACUGCAGUUGUUGUUAAUUUGUUAGUGGGUUCAGUGGUAAAGAUGAAGACUGUGAUUGUAGUGAGCAGCUCCAUGGUAAAGUACGACUUCGAGCAACUUUGAAUUUUCGUUUUUGUCUUUGUUUUCUUCUUCGAGUUUUGCUUGAGUGCUCAGAUAUUAUCACAGAGCCAAGAGAUUUGUUGGAGUUUUAUUCUCUGGGGAUGGUGGAAUCGUAAACCAUCUUCCCAUACAGAGUCUCCAGAUAAAA
Molecule: messenger RNA, 1747 nt
Organism: Sphaeramia orbicularis (orbiculate cardinalfish)
Lineage: Eukaryota; Metazoa; Chordata; Actinopteri; Kurtiformes; Apogonidae
Gene: plekha3
Product: pleckstrin homology domain containing, family A (phosphoinositide binding specific) member 3
Exons: 8
Coding region: 302-1084 (260 amino acids)
Biological process (GO): retrograde transport, endosome to Golgi; receptor recycling; endosome organization
Cellular component (GO): trans-Golgi network; recycling endosome; early endosome
Source: RefSeq, a predicted model, not a curated record